Messenger RNA from Macrosiphum euphorbiae (potato aphid), 336 nucleotides. NCBI's taxonomy places the organism in Eukaryota, Metazoa, Arthropoda, Insecta, Hemiptera, Aphididae. The record is from the annotation of a GenBank genome assembly.
AUGCAAUACAAGGAUUUUAUAAACUUACAACAACUUUCUUCUUCAUUAAUAAAGAAUAAAAAAGUUGACACUGAAGGUAAUAUAAUGAACUGGUUGAAAGUUAAAUGUUUUGAAUACAAAACAAAUAAUCCUUAUAUUGUUGAGCUUAAAUGUUUAUAUUCAAAACCAUUUCCAAUAAGUCAUGAAAAGAAAAAGGACCUACUUAAGCUAUGUGAAAAGAAUGUAAUACCAGAUAUUAUGUUUCAUACAUUUUAUAAAAGUUUGCCAAGUAUUCCUCUUAAAAAAGAUAAAGCUCCAGAACCAGGAGAAUCCGAUUCAGAAUUAGAUGAAGAUUAA